GUAGGAUUCCCAAGUUCGCCGCUGUCAUGCGCAACUCUGGCACUGCCAUGUUGGAUCGAAACCGAGUUUAGAUGAAAGUUUAGUGUGUUGUGGCAACUGCGGACCCGUACGGAUAUUCAGGAUCGCGUUUUAUUCAAUAUCUCCAGGACCAUUACGCCGUCUGAAUAGAUCCAUCGCGAAAGAGCAUACGUUACAGGUGUGGAAAUGAGAGACUCUGGAUACAAUCUGCGGUGAUUGGAGAUCAAUGCACAUAUUUUCUGUUUAACACUUCCUGAUCACCACUUCACAAUAUCGGAUUGUCAAAAAUGAGCGGACCACCUCCAAAUAGGAGGCCUUUGAAUAACGUUGGCUCCUUGGUGCUAACCCCGCAAGAGAACGAACUGCUGUUCAACCAUCUGGGCAGGAAAUGCUCCAGCUUGUGUGCGGCUGUGGUUCAGGUCUACGGAGCAGAGAGAAACUCCUGGGCAAAGAAAUGCUGUGGUGUGGCCGUUCUGGUGAAAGAUAACUCGCAGAGGUCUUACUUUAUAAGAGUGUUCGAUAUCAAAGAUGGAAAAACAUUGUUUGAACAAGAGAUUUACAACAACUUCACAGCCACAGGCUCCAGGCCUUACUUUAUCACAUUUGCUGGAGAUACAUGUCAGAUUGGACUCAAUUUUGCCAGCGAGGAGGAAGCAAGGCGUUUCCGAUCGGAAACCGGUGAACUUACGGUCAGAAGACAGAGAAAAACCGAAAAAAGACAGGUGCCGUCUAAUGGACCUUCGGCACCGCCCGGACCUACAUUGCCAAUGGCGACAGUGGACAUAAAGAACCCAGAGAUCAACAGUCAGCGUUAUAACAAUAGCUUUCAGAUGAACAAUGUUAACAGCAACUUCAAGAAGAAAGACAAGGGCAAAAACAACAAGAAAAAGAUAUCCAAAUCUGAAAUUGGCACUCCAAGCAAUUUUCGACACGUUGGACACGUAGGCUGGGAUCCAAACACAGGCUUUGAUUUGAAUAACUUGGAUCCAGAUCUGAAGAAUCUCUUUGACAGGUGUGGCAUAUCAGAAGCUCAGCUCAAAGACAAAGAGACAUCUAAAGUCAUCUAUGACUUCAUUGAGAAACAAGGAGGAGUAGAAGCUGUAAAAAAUGAAAUGCGACAUCAAGUUCCUCCACCCCCACCUCCACCAUCAAGAGGAGGUCCACCCCCACCUCCUCAAAGCACAGCAUUUCCACCCCCACCUCCCUCGAGGGGUCGAGGAGCACCGCCCCCACCCCCACCCUCAAGAGCCCCCAGCAGCGCCCCCCCUCCACCACCACCCUCUCGACCAGGUAUGGGAGCACCACCACCUCCUCCUCCCCCCAGCAGAGGGCCCACAUUGGCUCCCCCUCCACCGCCCCAUCCCGUAUCCUUUUCUCAUCAGGCUCCCCCACCUCCUCCUCCAUUCGCAGGGGGCGGGGCACCACCGCCUCCGCCCCCGGGACCUCCACCACCUGCACCUCCUCCAUUACCAAGCAUGGACUCUGGAGAGCCAGCGGGAGGAAAAUCUGCACUCCUAAACCAAAUUCGUGCAGGGGCACCGCUUAAGAAGGUGGAGCCGGAUAACAGGCAAGCCGUGUCUAGUGGAGGUCGUGACGGACUUCUAGACCAAAUACGACAGGGCAUUCCGCUAAAAAAUGUAACAGAUACAGACUCGGGCCCGGCUAAUUCUGACUCCUCAGCUGGUAUUGUGGGGGCAUUGAUGGCGGUCAUGCAGAUAAGGAGUAAAGCCAUCCACUCAUCAGAUGACGAUGACGACGAUGAUGAUGUUGAAGAUUUUGAAGAUGAAGAUGAGUGGGAGGACUAAUGAGGAUCUUCUACUGACUACAGUCGCCCAAAAGAUUUGAGACACUACAUAGAUCUUGUCUUUCCAAAUCUUAAAGCGUUAUAAUGUAAAUGACCGAUUUGCUGAACAUUUUUGUUUGCUGAUCUGUGCAAUACCUCAUUUAAUCUGUAAAAAUGACCAUUUUCCUUUUCUGGAUUAACGUGCGAUUUACGUCUUCUUGAUCUGUAGAGUUUUUUUCGGGUCUUUGUUUUUGACAUUUGUCGAAGGGAAAUCUAUAUAAAGCAAGUCUUUAAUGUUAAUAAUGUGACUCAGUGCAAGAACACUAUUUUCAUACUAUUUUCAUACUUUAUCUUUUCUUAUUCAGAUCCUAGUUAAGCACUAUUAUUUUUCCUAAUUAAAGCAUAUUUCGUUUCUAAUUACAUCUGAUCAGAGACUCGGUUAAUAUUUUUUCCACGAACCGAACAAUGAUAAAAAAGACUUGAUGUCGAUUUAAGAGCAAUACCGCAGCAUGUUUACACAUUAUGUGAUAUCUACUCCUUCAGGAUUGCCCAUAACAACACUACAGCUUUUGCUAAUGUACAUCUUUGUGCCAGUUUGCAUUUUAUUGACAAUCGAAUUAAUGUGUGCCAUUUUUAAACAUCUAACACACCUGAAGCUAACAGUUUCAUACACUUUAACUAAUAAUGCGAUGCUGUUGUUAAAAUAAAGUCAAUGGAGGACCUGCGGGGAGUUAAAUGAUCGCAGAGCUGUUUAAGAUUAGCUCUGAUAUCUGUGACGGGUUUUCUCCUUUUGUUUUAUGCACGGGUUUCUUUGCAACGACACACACUAGAAACAUUUAAAAUGAGGUUGAACAAAAAAUGAUUAAAAUUGUACACUUAAAUAAAUGUUAAUAUUUACAAAUACUGAA
This is a messenger RNA of Paramisgurnus dabryanus, 2709 nucleotides long. It is a transcript of the gene waslb, whose product is annotated as WASP like actin nucleation promoting factor b. The record is from RefSeq and is a predicted model, not a curated record. Gene Ontology annotation, molecular function: actin binding. Gene Ontology annotation, biological process: actin filament organization. Lineage: Eukaryota; Metazoa; Chordata; Actinopteri; Cypriniformes; Cobitidae.